Molecule: messenger RNA, 828 nt
Organism: Emericellopsis cladophorae
Lineage: Eukaryota; Fungi; Ascomycota; Sordariomycetes; Hypocreales; Bionectriaceae
Product: transcriptional regulatory protein-like protein
Exons: 2
Coding region: 1-828 (275 amino acids)
Cellular component (GO): mitochondrion
Source: RefSeq, a predicted model, not a curated record
AUGCGAAGCCAGCUGAAACCUCUUCUAUCUCAACUCAAGCCCGCAACGGUUGCGCCGAAAUGCCAGCCAUGUCUACGACAGUUUGCGACUACGGCCAUUGCACGAGCGGGUCACAACAAAUGGUCGAAAACAAAGCAUAUAAAGGCUGUCACGGACAAGAAGAAGAUGGAUGAGCGCAAUUCCUUCACCAAAGCCAUCGAGGUUUACUCCAGAUCUAGCAUACCCAAAAGUCUUAUCGAGGGAGCUAUUGCUCGCGGCCAGGGGCGUUCUGCUACUGGAGCGAAACUCGAGCCCAUGACGAUCGAAGCCCUGAUACCUCCAAACAUCGCUAUAUUAGUCGAGGCCGAGACGGACAACAAAGCGCGAAGCAUCCCGAAUCUCAAAUUAGUCGUCAAGGAAGGGGGGGCUCUACACAGUGCAAGCGCCUUCUACUUUACAAGACGAGGACGGGCCAUAUUUAAGAGCAAAUCACAAAAGCCCGAUCUAUCAGAGCUGAUGGAAGAGGCUAUCGAGCACGAGGGUCUUGAGGAUAUCGAGGAAAUGUCUAAUGGGAACAUCCUGGCCUGGGUAGAACCAGCCAUGCUCAUGUCCGUAACCCAAACGUUUUCCAAGAAGCUUGAUCUCGACAUUGUCGAAUCCGAGUUAAUAUUCGCCCCCAACGAGGAGACAAUAGUCACCGUGGACUCGACCGAAACGGCCGAGAUUCUUGACAACUUGUUCACCAAAUUCAAGGAAUAUCCCGAGGUCAAGGGUAUCUACGCCAAUGUUCGCCGAGGCGAUCUCGCCGAAGGAGACUGGGGACGAGUAGAAAGACAUUUGGACAUAUAG